GUUUAUUUCACCGAAAAAACAAUAACGAAAUCAUCAGAUCGUGAAAUAUUUUUUGGGAGAAGAAGAAAGUUUGAAUUGCGAAAAUGGGAAACCUCAGCUGCGAAAGAUCUAUGUCAAUCUCCCUGUAGAUGUGUCUUCUCCAUAGAAGCUUCAAUUCAUCAGAUCUCGUUGAUUAAUCCGCUGCAUUUUGGAUCUGAUUUGAUAAUCCUAAAGAAGAAAGCAAGCAAGAAACAUGGCAGGAGCGGCCUCCGCGCUGUUUCUGCUCGAUAUCAAAGGUCGCGUUCUCGUCUGGCGUGACUACCGCGGCGAUGUCUCCGCCGCUCAAGCCGAACGGUUCUUCACUAAGCUCAUCGAGAAAGAGGGUGAUUCACAGUCAAAUGAUCCAGUUGCUUACGAUAAUGGGGUGACUUACAUGUUUGUACAACAUAGUAACGUUUACCUGAUGAUAGCAUCCAGAAAGAAUUGCAAUGCUGCCAGUCUUCUCUUCUUCCUUCACCGUGUAGUUGAUGUCUUCAAGCAUUACUUCGAGGAGUUAGAGGAGGAAUCGUUGAGGGAUAACUUUGUUGUAGUGUAUGAGUUACUUGACGAGAUGAUGGACUUUGGGUACCCUCAGUAUACCGAAGCAAGAAUCCUCAGUGAAUUCAUCAAGACUGAUGCAUAUAGAAUGGAAGUUACACAGAGACCUCCUAUGGCGGUGACAAAUGCUGUCUCCUGGAGAAGUGAGGGAAUACAGUACAAGAAGAACGAAGUUUUCUUGGAUGUAAUUGAGAAUGUAAAUAUUCUUGUCAACAGCAAUGGGCAAAUUGUCAGGUCUGAUGUUGUUGGAGCACUGAAGAUGCGUACUUACUUGACUGGAAUGCCAGAAUGUAAGUUAGGACUGAAUGAUAGAGUCUUGCUGGAAGCACAGGGAAGAGCAACAAAGGGAAAAGCCAUUGAUUUAGAGGACAUCAAAUUUCACCAGUGUGUCCGAUUGGCCCGUUUUGAAAACGAUAGGACGAUAUCUUUCAUACCACCUGAUGGGGCUUUUGAUCUGAUGACAUAUAGACUUAGUACUCAGGUAAAGCCUCUUAUAUGGGUGGAAGCGCAAAUAGAAAGUCAUUCCAGAAGUCGUGUUGAGAUGCUUGUUAAAGCUAGAAGUCAGUUCAAGGAACGAAGCACUGCAACAAAUGUUGAGAUUGAGUUGCCUGUACCAACCGAUGCAUCUAACCCCACCGUUAGAACAUCUCUAGGGUCUGCCGCUUAUGCUCCUGAAAAAGAUGCAUUGGUCUGGAAAAUUAAAUCUUUCCCCGGCAACAAGGAGUACAUGUUGAGGGCAGAGUUCCAUCUUCCGAGUGUAACUGCAGAAGAAGCAACACCUGAGCGAAAAGCUCCUAUCCGUGUCAAAUUCGAGAUCCCUUAUUUCACAGUCUCAGGGAUUCAGGUUCGGUACCUGAAGAUAAUCGAGAAGAGUGGGUACCAAGCACUUCCAUGGGUGAGAUACAUAACAAUGGCUGGUGAGUACGAACUAAGACUCGUGUAAGUCAAGGCUCGUUCGGUUUAUCUUUUAUGCCAAUUGUGGUUCCCACAUUUCCUCGGGGAAGUUGCCUGAAUCAAUGAAAAAAACCAUACAGGACAACAAUAGAUUAAAAAGAAAACGUUUUGAAACUUUCUUUAGCUGAUCAUAUUUUUGACUUUAAUCUGUUUUAGUAGCCAUAUUCUUGUGAAUUUGUGUUUAUGGUGUUUUUUGUUUAAUUUUAUUUUACAUGAGGCCCUUUGUAACCAUUUACGACAUGGUUCGUUUUUUUUUCUACUGCCGCUACAUUCUGUCUUUGUUUUGUAUUUCGAUCAAA
Molecule: messenger RNA, 1829 nt
Organism: Eutrema salsugineum
Lineage: Eukaryota; Viridiplantae; Streptophyta; Magnoliopsida; Brassicales; Brassicaceae
Product: AP-1 complex subunit mu-2
Exons: 11
Coding region: 233-1519 (428 amino acids)
Biological process (GO): vesicle-mediated transport; intracellular protein transport
Cellular component (GO): clathrin adaptor complex; cytoplasmic vesicle
Source: RefSeq, a predicted model, not a curated record